AUGGAUCACCGUAAACGAGAUGCCAUUAUAAAACAGUCAUUUACAGUUGGUAAGGUUCAAGAGCAGGUUUAUGAUGCUGUGGUUGUUGGAAGUGGUAUAGGGGGUAUGACAGUAGCUGCCAUUCUCUCUAAGAUUGGGAAGAAAGUAUUAGUAUUGGAGCAGCAUGACCAGGCUGGGGGUUGUUGUCACACCUUUGUUGACAAAAAUUAUGAGUUUGACGUUGGCAUUCACUACAUUGGAGAGAUAGAUGAUGGUAAAUACAACAGAGUUUUGGUGGAUCAGUUGACAGAAGGCCAGCUUGAAUGGGCUCCAUUGAUGAACCCAUUUGACAAGGUAUCCAUUGGUCUAGGGGAUGAUAUGAGACAGUACCCAAUAUAUUAUGACAUGCAGAGGUUUGCAAAAGAGCUGAAGCUGCGUUUCCCAGUUGAAGAACAUGGUGCUAUUGAUGAAUAUAUCCGGUUGGUAAAAGAAUUCUCAGAAUUACCUGAAGUCAUAACUGCAGUGUUGAAGCUCAUGCCACUACCUUUGACUAAACUUCUUCUCAAGAUGGGAAUCUUCAAGAAUGAACUUAUGAAAUGCCAAGAAACAACUGCCUCAGUAGUUAAAAGAUUAACAUCAAACAAAGAUCUGCAGACAGUCUUCACUUACUCCUGGGGAGAUUAUGGAUCUGAGCCAGAAGAAUCUUCAUUUGAGACUCAAGCUGGACUGAUAAAUCACUUUGGAGGAACUGGAGGAUUUUACCCUGUUGGAGGGGCAUCUGAGAUAGCGUUGAACAUUAUUCCAGUCAUUGAGAAAAGUGGGGGACAGGUUCUUGUGAAUGCCAGGGUAGAAAAGAUCGUAGUUGCAAACGGAGCAGUGAAGGGUGUACAAGUGGCCAGAAAAAAUGAAUCUUGUUUCCUAGAGUGUCCAAUUGUGGUUUCAGCUGCAGGACUGAUGAAUACUUGUAACUCUCUGUUGGAUGAGAGUGUGGUGAAAUCAUCUGCCUACUUCUCUAGACUUCUUAAAAAUGACAGGGUAAAAUCAGGUGUGGGUACAAUGAAUGUCUUCUUGGGACUGAACAGGAGUGGAAAGGAACUGAACCUUGUUCGUCAAAAUACUUGGGCUUUUAGUGAUGAACAGGCUGCCAUGGCUGGGACUCAAUGUGAUUACUUUACCCAAGAGAAUGCCCAUGAUGCUUCUGACAAAAAUAUACCACUUCUUUUUAUUUCCUUUCCUAGUACAAAGGAUCCCAACUGGGAUAAUCACCCAGAGAGACGAGAAAAAAGUACUGUAGCAAUUGUUACCUUUGCCCAGUGGAAGUGGUUUGAAUCAUGGGAUGAUCAGCCUCUAAAACGAAGAGGAGAUGAUUAUGAUAGGGCCAAGAAAUUAAUUGGUCAAAAGAUGAUUGAUCAGACAUGUCAGUUGUUCCCUCAGAUAGAAGAGUAUAUUGACUAUGUGGAUAUUGGCACUCCAGUGACAAACAACAGCUACAUUUCAUCAUCAAAGGGUGAGAUUUAUGGCUUAGAUCACAAUGUUGAUAGAUUUGCCCCAGAAGCUAAUGCAGCAUUGAGACCAGAAACAGAUAUUUCUGGACUGAUCAUGACAGGUCAAGAUGUUUUGAUGUGUGGGUUUACUGGUGCUCUAAUGGGUGGUGCACUGACAUCCUGUGCUAUGCUGAAACGUGACAUCUUCACUGAUAUCGAGAACUUACGCAAAAAAUCUUACCAAUGCUCAAAGGAGGACUAA
Bolinopsis microptera is the source of this 1725-nucleotide messenger RNA. Its product is annotated as all-trans-retinol 13,14-reductase-like. The transcript has a single exon. Bases 1 to 1725 code for a protein of 574 amino acids. Lineage: Eukaryota; Metazoa; Ctenophora; Tentaculata; Lobata; Bolinopsidae. The record is from RefSeq and is a predicted model, not a curated record.